UCGCCCGUUCUGCCAACAUGGCGACGUUAAGCCGUACACCAAGUAAAUUAUUCAAAAAAUUGUAUUUUUCACCAGUUUUAACACGUAAUUUUAGUAAUAUUAAAUAUGGUAAUUCAUAUAAAAAUGUUAUUAAAACAUGUGCCUGCGUAUUUGGUGGAGGUGUGUUGUUUUACGCCGUUAAUAAGCUGGGAAGGAGGAACACUGUCUACGCAUUGAAGGCCAAGCCGGACGAGCUGGCGAAGUCAGUGAAGCUGACGUCUCGCGAGCGGCGGUUCAUCAAGUUCGCCAGCGUAGAGUACGGCGGCCAGCUAUACAUGACUCCGCAGGACUUCCUCGAGUCCGUUGUCGAGCAGGAGCCGAGACCUCGCCUGAAGCGCCGCGUGCUAACCACCAAAGAAAUAGAGUACCUCCGAGACCACACUCCAGCGCUCAAGAAGGGCUCUCCACAGAUGUUUCGCAACCUAAGAGACAAAGGAAUUAUUUCAUACACCGAGUACCUGUUCCUUCUCUCUAUACUAACGAAGCCCGCAUCUGGCUUUCAGAUAGCAUUCAACAUGUUCGACACCGAUGGAAACCAAAGAGUAGAUAAGAAUGAAUUUCUAGUCAUACAGCGCCUGCUGGGUGGGUCGUUGAAGGAGCGUAAAGAUUUGGACGCGAAGAGCCAGGAGGCACUGCUUUCGUUAGUGUCCACAAGUGCACUGAGGAACAGGGUGGAACGUGCUGAAAACGCCAUUAACUCGUCAAUAAUGGAAAAGAUCUUCAGUUUCGCUUGGAAGGGCAAGCGGGGAAUGACUGACGAGGGAGCGGAGGGGAAGGACGGUCGGCCUCAGGAUACCUAUGUGAAUGACGAGCAGGGGUUGCAGCGACGACACAACGUUGACACCUUGCUGCAGGUACACUUCUUCGGUAAGAAGGGCACGAACGAUCUAAAAUUCGAAGGAUUCAAGCAAUUUAUGGAGAAUUUACAAACUGAGGUGCUGGAACUUGAAUUCCACGAGUUCGCUAAAGGACACGAGACUAUAUCCGAAGUGGAUUUCGCCAAGAUCCUGCUUCGCUACACUUACUUGGACACUGACGAGUACGACAUGUACCUGGACAGGCUGCUGGACCGCGUGAAGGAUGAGCGCGGCAUCACCUUCGAGGAGUUCAAGACCUUCUGCCAGUUCCUCAACAACCUGGAAGACUUCACCAUCGCCAUGAGGAUGUACACCCUCGCUGACCACCCCAUAUCCAAAGACGAGUUCCACCGCGCAGUGAAGAUCUGCACGGGCAUAUCGCAAUCGGAGCACCUGGUGUCUACCGUGUUCGCCAUAUUCGACGCGGACGGCGACGGCCUGCUCAGCUACAAAGAGUUCAUCGCCAUCAUGAAGGACCGGUUGCAUCGCGGGUUUAAGUCGUACGCCAAGAACGAAGGGUGGGAGGCGUUCAAGACGUGUGUCAAGCAAGAAAUGAAGAGCGCCGUAUAACUUGCUACGAGAGACGCGCCACCGUUUGCCAUAUUAUAACAUUAAUCAUCUAUCUAGGUACAAUGUUAGACAAGUUUUAGUAACGACAAAUUUGCAGAUCUCAGUAUUUAAUCGAUUUUGAUGAAUAGCCAAUAAUUAGUCACAAUUUCAAUUUUAGUCACUCAAGUAAUUAAUAUAUUGCGAUAUAAAGCCAAACCAGAAAUACGAAAACUAUCUAAAGAUAGUUGCAACGGAAAAGUCAACUUAAUAUUAACUCAGAAUCAUGGCCUGAAUCAUACCUCUUAAAGUUUUCUUUACGAUGUCACUAACAGGUGUUAGUGACAUCGUAAAGAAAACAAUAAGUUUGUAUAGAAAAAAUACGGUCGUGCGCGGAACGAUUUCGCAUUUCUGGUGAGGCUUUAAAUAUUUAAAAAGCUCAUACGUAAGUCAUUGCAUUAGGCUGAUCAAUCAUUACUAUAUUUAAUGAAUCGUAAUGUUACUUUGUUUCUUGUUUUCUCUAUGAAUUUACUAGUUACGUUAGAACACAGUUUUUAAAACGAAAUAACGGCGAUAAGGGAUUCUUUUGAUUAGGUAUGAGUCUGGCCAUACUUGUAAAGUUUUUUCUUAUUCGUGAUGCGACUCAUGUGUUUUCUUCUAAUAUUAUUAUAGAAAAUUGUAACUGGAAAACAAGUGAAUGUCGCGAAAUCUUGCCAACAUGGUUUUACUGGCCGAAAUUAUAUUUGUAACAAGCGAUGGUCGCUGCUCAAAGAUUAGUUAGUAAUCAGUUAUCAUCAUUUAGCUGUUUUGUGACUAUAGUAUUGCAGACAGCCAGUCGCAAGAGUCGAUGAAUUAUAGCUAGCAAAGAGAAAAUUGAAAUCGAAAAGAAAUCUAGCUCGGACGAGACUUGAACCCGCAGCUCUGAUCAAGCCGGUACGAGCGUGUUAACCACCGGGUCCUCCUGUCCAUGCGAAAUUACUUCGAUCUAUGUAUCGUCAUUAAUCCGACGCCAGCUCCAUCUAUCUAUAAUAUUGAGUACUAAUAUUACUUUGUCCCGGCUUGACAAAGAGUAAGUCCCGUCUCGAGUCCGACAUUUUUUAUUUUUUCGAUUUAAAUUUUCUUUUUCUGAGUUUCCCUGAGCACGGGUAAGUGCUAUAAAAACAAUAAUCAUGAUUGCUAGCAGUUUAAAACUAAUACCAGUACCAACAAACAUAAAUUACAUAAGUGAAGAGUUAGUCGCAUAAAAAAGUCGCCACAAGGUUACCGGAUACUCGCUUUACAAGUUUGGCACACCUUCGCCUGAAUUCUACAAUUUGUAGUGAAGUUGUUUUCUUACCUUAGAAUAGGAUAAAUAAUUUGUUGUUGUUAAUAAUUUAUAUUUUUCUUUAUUCAGUGGUUGUCACACAGUGAGAUUUUCUAGUGUUACUCGUAUAAGCGAUAUUUAUUUUAAUGUUUUCAGUGAUUAUAUAAUGAGUGUCGUGUUCUCUUAAGAAAAGGAGAUCUUAAAAGGCAAUACAUUUGAAAAGCAAUAUUGCUUUUUAGAUACAUUGCUUUGAAGUGGCCUUUUUAACCCCCAACGGCUUUCUUAUUAAGGGACAUUUUGCGAGCCCUUGCCUUUUCCUUAUAAUGGAUGUUAAAAAUAUUUUUUCAGUAUUCAUAAAUAAUUUAUUGCACAAAAUAUUAUUCUGUGGAGCCUUUUGUAUAAUGUAAAUAGCAGUUUGAAAUACGUAUUUGUAAAAAUCAUGACUUAACUUUUUUUAGUUCAAGUAUUUGUUUACAACUGAAUGGCAAGUUCAAGAAGUAUCUACUACCACACCCCAGACCCUUCUCGUUUUACACAGACACAACACAAUGAGGUUAUCGUACACGCGCAUCUGUGUGUGACGUCUGACGCCAUACGAUUGAAGACUAAAGUAACACCGAAGGGCGUGAAGUAAACCUAGCUCAGCCGCUGGUGGAGAACAUAUAGAUAGACCAUAGUCAGAUCAUAGUGUUGAUUUGAACUUGGCCAUUAAAUUUAUUUUGCUUUGACAAAUAGGAUCAGGAGGCCUCUCAAACUAAUAAAAAACUUAUCUGUUAUGAUACAUUUCCAUUUAAGUUGCUAAAGUGAAUCGCUCUAUUAACUGCAUUUGACUAAAUGACAGCUCGCGACAAAGUUUAGGUUGACAUUGGCCCCGAUUCUUGCAGACACCUAAUUUAAGUUAUACACGUCAUUAUCUUAUCCCCUGAACAGGAAAGGGACGGAGUUGUCAAUACAACUGUUAAUUUUAAAAUGAAUAAAUAACCCGGGCGAAUAAAAUAGGCAUCUCGCUGAUAUGCAACACGUUUGACGUGUGUUGUUAUCAACUUAAUUCUGCUGGGUUAUUGAUCAAUAUAACAUUUUGGGAGGGUGGUUAUACCUGUCGAUUGCCCGUCUCUUUCCUUUUCGGCGGAUAAGAAAAUUACAUGUAUAACACAAUAAAGUUAGAUGGUGUGUACUGGAAUCAGUGCCAUUGGCGAUUGUGGCAGAACAAACUUAAUUGUAAUUUGUCAAUUUUAAAACUAGCUCAAUUUCUGUCUCGCACGCAUCGUAAUAAGUGAAGGACGGUUCCAUUUUUAGUCCUGUCAAAGUAAAAUAAAGUUUUGUUCGCUGGUAAGUAUCUGUUAUGCGAUUCCGCUUUGCACUCACACGCUGUAAAUUGGUUGAUCCUAAUCUCCAUUACUUAGUGCCAUUGUGAUAAGAAUAGGCGGAACAGUUUAGGACCUCAAAUGGACGCAAUAAGAGUUCGUAGUAAACGCCUCCCUUUUCCUAAAUUCUGCCUUAGUCAUUAAGCCUACCAUAUAUUUUUAUGUUGAUGUUACUUAAUGAAUAUUUGUGCUAGUCAUUAACUUAAGUGUAAUGAAUAUUUGUUGUCAACAAAUUUAAAUAUUGUCUCAAUUCAUUAUUCAAGAAUACCAAAAUUACUAUUAAACUUACUCUGUUAAUAAAUGCGCAAAAGUA
Pectinophora gossypiella (pink bollworm) is the source of this 4422-nucleotide messenger RNA. It is a transcript of the gene MICU3, whose product is annotated as calcium uptake protein 3, mitochondrial. Gene Ontology annotation, cellular component: uniplex complex. The record is from RefSeq and is a predicted model, not a curated record. NCBI's taxonomy places the organism in Eukaryota, Metazoa, Arthropoda, Insecta, Lepidoptera, Gelechiidae. The transcript has 12 exons. Gene Ontology annotation, biological process: calcium import into the mitochondrion; mitochondrial calcium ion homeostasis. Bases 18 to 1466 code for a protein of 482 amino acids. Gene Ontology annotation, molecular function: calcium ion binding.